Molecule: messenger RNA, 14894 nt
Organism: Catharus ustulatus (Swainson's thrush)
Lineage: Eukaryota; Metazoa; Chordata; Aves; Passeriformes; Turdidae
Gene: NSD1
Product: nuclear receptor binding SET domain protein 1
Exons: 23
Coding region: 84-8510 (2808 amino acids)
Biological process (GO): regulation of DNA-templated transcription
Cellular component (GO): nucleus; chromatin
Molecular function (GO): protein binding; histone H3K36 methyltransferase activity
Source: RefSeq, a predicted model, not a curated record
UCGGCGCGUCUCCCCAUCCGCCCGCUCCGGGGGCAGGCGCUGAGCCGCCCGCGGCACCCGCAGGUGGAUGCCCGCCGCCCGGCAUGGAGCAGGCCUGCGAAGUGAGCCGCCGCAGCUGCCUCGUCCCCUUCGGCACCUCGCUGUCGGCCGCCGAGCCCAAGGGCGGCCCCUUUGGCGAGGCCCGCGGCCCCGAGCCGCCCGCCAUGCAACUGGCGGCCGCCAAGCCCGGUUACGGCCAGGACCCGUCCUCCUGCUACAUCCCGCUGCGCCGGCUGCAGGACUUGGCUUCCAUGAUCAACGCCGAGUACCUCGGCGGUGCCGCCGACGGCGCUGAGGCCCUGCCCGACCCUGGCUCGCCGGGCUCCCGCCUGCCUGCGGCGCAGGACCCUGCGGCCGAGGUGCCCCGCGGGGCCCGAGCCUUCCCCCUGCUCCUGCGGGACGGUGGAGAGGAGGCGCCGGAGGAGGAGGAGGAGGGCGCCGAGACUCCAGAGGAGGAGGAGGAGGACGACGACGACGACUACGACGACGACGACUACGAGGAAGAGGAGGAGGACGACGACGAGGAGGCGGCGACAGAGCCCGGCCCGCGGAGCCGCGGCCGCUCCACUCCGCAGCGGGGCCCCGACAGCCGCCUGCAGCCGGCCGAGUCCGUGCCGGACGGUGGCCCCGGGGAGCAGCCUGAGUCCUCGGCGGCCCUGCAACUCAUCCAAGCCAAGAAGAAAUCUACUCCAGUGAAGUAUGAAGUUGGGGAUCUUGUUUGGGCCAAGUUCAACAGACGCCCAUGGUGGCCAUGCACAAUUUGUCAUGACCCAGUGCUGGACUGUCACUCAAAAAUGAAAGUUUCCAAUCAGAAACCAUAUCGAGAGUACUAUGUGGAUGCCUUAGGAGAACCUUCAGAGAAAACCUGGGUUCCUGGGAAAGCUAUUGUCCUCUUUGAAGGGAGACAUCAGUUUGAAGAGCUGCCUGUUCUCCGGAAAAGAGGGAAGCAAAAGGAAAAAGGCUACAAACAUAAGGUUCCUCAGAGAUUUAGGGCUAAAUGGGAAGUCAGUGUUGGACAGGCAGAAGACAUUCUUCUUGGGGAGCCAGAGGAUCAGAAGUGUAGCCAGAACUCCAGCGAGCCGGACAGCGAGAAGGACUCACAGUUGGAAUACUACAGCAAUGGCCCUGGAGCAGAAAGGGACACGCAACUGAACGGCUGCUUUAAAUCCUUGGCCUUUGACUCCAGACACGUGGCCGGUGAAAAAGGAAAAUUGCACAUCAAGCCAUUCGUGAAAACAUCCUCAGAAAGCAGAAAAAGGACUAGAGUAAAAAAGAGUGAUGCAAGAGGGGAAACAUCGAGGGAAGAAAUCAAAGACACAACACCAGAGAGCGUAGUUAGAAACGUGAUUGUUGGGGACCUACCAGAGAAACACGCGUCUCACGAGCUCCGCCGGAUUGCCAGCAGCCUGACAGCAUCCAGCAGCACCAGGGAAAACCAUUUGCUUUCCUCCCUUGGAGAAAGAUGUUUUGAAAAGACACCUUUAAAACCGGACUAUGAGAAUUGUAAAAGUGAUGCUCUGAAAAACACCCUCCAAGGGGAUUUGUUUUCCAGCCCGUCUUUUGAGAGAGAGAAGAGCUCCCUGGGCAUUUUGUGCAGUUCCAAGUUACAAAUACACUAUUCUGCAUCUGAUGCUGGUGCUGAGAAAAAACAAACUGAAUCAGAUUCAUCCUCUUCCCUCUCUGAUGGUGGGAACAGUGAUGUAGAUACCAUGGACCAAAGUUCAGAGAGAGCUUCUAGUGCUCUUGAAGUUAGUGAUUCUUCAGAUAAAGUGGAGAAGGACUUUCCUAUGACAUCAAGUGGAAAUAUUAAACUUUCCAUGUAUCUUUCUCAGAAGAGCAGCAGAAGGGCCAAGAAGAAGUCACACAGAGACCGCAAACCUCUGGGAGGUUCAGCAACCAACAGACUUGAUGCUGAAUUUGCAGAUGGGGAGCUUGAAGUAGGUUUCUCUGAUGCUGAGAUGUCAUUGGCACCUCUUGAGUGCUCUACAGAUGUGAGAAAUUACAAUCUUCCCCCAGCAAACAAGCACACUACCCCCCAAAGUGUUUCCAAGGACAGCUCCUGGCCUGCUGUUACAAAUCAAGUAAUCUUGAAACCGAAAAGCUUGAAAUUACCCCGAAUCAGGAGUAUAAAAUGUAAACAUAAAGAAAAGGUUGCUGGGUUGGAGCCUUCUCUUGCAGAAGAGGAGGGUGGUGUGAAUCGCUGCUCUUCAGAUACCAAAGGUUUCUCUGGCCUUCCAAGAGAUUCUCUACAGAGAAGUGGAAAAGUUGAUGGUCAGAAACUGUUAAACAACAUGCAUGAGAAACCCAGGGAUUCUGCUGAAAUUGAAACAGCCGUGGUGAAGCACGUUCUGUCAGAGCUGAAGGAACUGUCAUAUCGGUCCAUGAAUGAUGAUGCCAGUGACUCUGGCACUCCAAAGGCCACAGUACCUUUACUGUUCUCUUCUGCUUCUGGUCAUGGUCGUUUGCCUAUUGAACCAGAUUACAAAUUCAGCACCUUGUUAAUGAUGUUGAAGGAUAUGCAUGACAGUAAGACAAAAGAACAGCAACUGAUGACUGGUCAAAAUAUAGUCCCAUUUCGAAAUACCAGCACAGGUGGUGAUGGUUCUGGAAGCAAUUCUGCAAGUGGUCUCAAGUCUUUGUCUAUUGUAGGUCCCUCUUAUAAAAUAGAAAAAAAUGGAGAUUGUGUCCAGGAAACAGUAACUCCAAACUCGACUAUAAACAACUCCUCAUUUUCACGCAGUCCUCCAACCAAGUUGACAGGGAUUGGUACUGGUAAAAGGGAGCCUGCGAGUGCUGCUGUUUCUGGGACAAAUGGCACAAAUUGCAUGUCCAAACGCAACUGUUCAAAAUCUAAGCAGUCAACAAAGCUUGGAGAUAAAACAGUUUCAAACAGAAAGGACUUAAAACCAGGAGGGCCAAGUAAGUUGCUAAGUCGGUUACCCAGAGAUUCAGGAGAACAUGCAUUCCGUGUGCAAGGUUCAGUUACCAGUCCUCUAGGGAAUGAGGCAGAAGAUACUGAGAGGAAUGAGUGUAUUGAUUUAACAGAGCAUUCAACUGAUGAAGAAUCUGCCUGUUUAUCUGAUGACAAUUUAGGUCGUAUUGGAAGGAGACCUGAAGCUGGUAGAAAUAAUAAGAGCUGCAAUUCUGCUGAAAAUGGGGAGAGUCCAGACUUGGAUUCAGAGGCAAAUAGUGAGAGCUCUCUUGGUGAUGAGUCUAAUGAUAUAAAUCACGUAGCACCCAAAAAGCGAUGGCAGCGUUUUAACCAAAGCAGUGCUAGCUCUAAUAAGCACAUCAGUAGAUCUAGGGAACAAGGAAACUUGGAGAGUGCCUUUGGCCUGAAUUCUCUUGGCUUUUCACUGAAGGGAAAUGAGUGCUUGGGACGUAGGCAUUCCCCUCAUUCAAAGGUGCUUGAGGGAGACCUGGCAGUUCAGGACUUUAAGAAUCGUUUAGACUUAGUUGAUAAACGUUUGAAUGUAUGUGGUAAGCCAAACACCAGUGUGAUGGACUCAGAAACAGAGCUUGGCAACUUUGCUCCCCAGUCUGAAUUCUCUGCACAAGCACAUUCAGAGAGGAAGCGCCUUAGAAAGCCGAGUAAACGGCUUCUGGAAUAUGCAGAAGAAUAUGAUCACUUGUUUGCACCCAAGAAAAAAUCAAAGAAGGGCCAGGAGCAAUUGCAAAAGGUGAAUUCUGUGGCGAGGUCUGAAUUUGAAGGAGGUGUUCCUGCACAAUGCAGUCCUGACAGAGACACCCAGCGGGGGCCAAGUUCUUUGGUUUCAACUCCAUCUUCAACCAAAGAGUCCCCUCCCGUCCUUGAAGCAGAGUGUUCCUUCUCAGAACAAGGAUCCCACUCCACUGAUCCCCCUAAUCAAGCUCCAGGAGGAUCUUCAGAUUUUCCAGAGGUGGUUCUGUCUUCCUCAGAUGCUUCUGAAGUUUCUGCUUCUCCAGAUGCAGAAGAGGGGUUCCUGAAAUCAGGAAACUUCGAAAGCAAGCGUCAAAGGAAGCCUACUAAAAAACUCUUGGAAUCCAAUGACUUGGACACUGCCUUUAUGCCAAAGAAGGAGGAAUGGACUCCCCAAAAGAAGGGUACUGGCCCUUCAGAGAGUGACAGCUCUGAGCUCUACUCACCAGCCCACUUCCAGGACCUGGGAGAAGCUUCUGAAAAGCUCUUGGAGAAACAGCGGAAGCGGAAGAGACAGCGCCAUACCUCUGCUGCAGUCCAUUCCAAGAAGGAGAAAAAUGAGGAGGGGCUGGGGGAGACCCCACACUCUGAGGGGGAGACAUCGAUUCAUGGGACUGCUGCAAGCCCUAAAGAGGGUCAUGAGGAGGGGUCAGAGAAUGACCAUGGAGUGCCUUCGUCCAAAAAGAUACAGGGGGAGCGUGGAGGAGGAGCAGCUCUCAAGGAGAAUGUGUGUCAGAUCUGUGAGAAGCCGGGGGAGUUGUUGCUGUGUGAGGCGCAGUGCUGUGGUGCUUUCCACCUGCAGUGCCUUGGGCUCUCUGAGAUGCCAAAGGGCAAAUUCAUCUGCAAUGAGUGUUCCACAGGAGUGCACACCUGCUUUGUGUGCAAGAGCUGCGGGGAGGAUGUGAAGCGGUGCUUGCUGCCCCUCUGUGGGAAGUAUUACCACGAAGCCUGCAUACAGAAAUACCCACCCACAGUCAUGCAGAACAAGGGCUUCCGCUGCUCCCUGCACAUCUGCAUGACCUGCCAUGCUGCUAACCCAGCAAACAUCUCUGCCUCUAAAGGUCGCCUGAUGCGCUGUGUGCGGUGCCCGGUCGCGUAUCACUCCAACGAUUUCUGCCUCGCCGCCGGCUCCGUGGUCCUGGCCUCCAACAGCAUCAUCUGCCCCAACCACUUCACUGCACGCAGGGGCUGCCGCAACCACGAGCACGUCAACGUCAGCUGGUGCUUUGUCUGCUCAGAAGGGGGCAGCCUUUUAUGCUGCGAGUCGUGCCCGGCUGCGUUUCACCGUGAGUGUCUAAACAUUGAGAUGCCAGAGGGAAGCUGGUAUUGUAAUGAUUGCAAGGCAGGCAAAAAGCCACACUACAAAGAAGUAGUCUGGGUGAAAGUUGGGCGCUACAGGUGGUGGCCAGCUGAGAUUUGCCAUCCUAGAACAAUUCCUGUCAACAUCCAGAAAAUGAAACAUGACAUUGGUGAGUUCCCUGUGCUGUUCUUUGGCUCCAAGGACUACCUGUGGACCCACCAGGCUCGUGUGUUCCCUUACAUGGAAGGCGAUGUCAGCAGCAAAGACAAGAUGGGGAAGGGCGUGGAUGGCAUAUACAAAAAAGCUCUUCAGGAAGCUGCUGUGAGAUUUGAAGAGUUGAAGGCACAGAAGGAACUGAGACAACUUCAGGAAGACAAAAAGAAUGACAAGAAACCUCCUCCUUACAAACACAUCAAGGUGAACCGGCCGGUGGGGAAGGUGCAGAUCUUCACUGCAGACCUGUCUGAGAUACCGCGCUGCAACUGCAAACCCACGGACGAGAACCCCUGCGGCCUGGACUCCGAGUGCAUCAACCGCAUGUUGCUCUACGAGUGCCACCCCAUGGUGUGUCCUGCUGGGGAGCGCUGCCAGAACCAGUGCUUCUCCAAACGCCAGUACCCCGAGGUGCAGAUCUUCCGCACGCUGGCCCGAGGCUGGGGCUUGCAGGCCAAAACUGACAUCAGGAAGGGUGAAUUUGUUAAUGAAUAUGUUGGGGAGCUAAUUGACGAAGAGGAGUGCCGAGCCCGAAUCCGCUAUGCUCAGGAGCAUGACAUUACCAAUUUCUACAUGUUGACACUGGAUAAGGACCGAAUCAUUGAUGCUGGGCCAAAGGGCAACUAUGCUCGGUUCAUGAAUCACUGCUGCCAGCCCAACUGUGAGACACAGAAAUGGUGUGUGAAUGGUGACACUAGGGUCGGGCUCUUCGCACUUGUAAAUAUCAAAGCUGGGACUGAGCUGACUUUCAACUACAAUCUGGAGUGUUUGGGAAAUGGAAAGACUGUUUGUAAAUGUGGUGCCCCAAACUGCAGUGGCUUCCUAGGAGUAAGGCCUAAGAGCCAGCCCAGCCUCAGUGAGGAGAAGUCCAAGAAGCUCAAGAGGCGGCCGCAGAUGAAGCGCAGGUCGCAGGCGGAGGUGAUGAAGGAGCGGGAGGACGAGUGUUUCAGCUGUGGGGACGGAGGGCAGCUGGUCUCUUGUAAGAAGUCAGGCUGCCCCAAGGUGUACCAUGCUGACUGCCUCAACCUGACCAAGAGACCUGCAGGAAAGUGGGAGUGCCCAUGGCAUCAGUGUGAUGUGUGUGGUAAGGAAGCAGCUUCAUUCUGCGAGAUGUGCCCCAGGUCCUUCUGCAAGCAGCACCGGGAAGGAAUGCUCUUCAUCUCCAAGCUGGAUGGACGAUUAUGCUGUACAGAGCAUGAUCCCUGUGGGCCUCACCCUCUAGAACCAGGAGAAAUUCGUGAGUAUGCACGUCCCAUAGAAGGCCUGACUAACGGAGAGGACACUCAGCCACCAGAGCAGCUGCCUGCAGAAACAGAGGCAGACACAGACUUGAGUGUUCAGCCCCUGGACAGCCUACCUCAGCCUGUGGCCCUCAGACUGCAGUCACCAGAAAAACCCCCUGCCACCCUAGCGCUGAGGCUGCCUUCUACAGACAAACCCCCCACCACCCUUGCCCUGAGGUUGCAGCCAUCAAACAAGCCCCCCACCACCCUGGCCCUCAGGCUACCUUCACCAGACAAACCACCUGCCACCCUGGCUCUGAGACUGCCACCGUCUAAUAAACCCCCCGCCACCUUGUCACUGAGGCUGAAGCCAUCCAACAAACCUUCCACUACCCUCUCGCUCCGGCUUCAGCCUUCAGACAAACCUCCCACCACCCUGUCACUUCGCCUGCAGCCAUCAGACAAGCCCCAGGCUGCCCUGUCCCUCAGGCUGCAGUCAGAGAAGCAGCCCAUCAUUGUAGCGCUGCGGCCUCAGCAGCCCGACAAACCUCCCAGCAACGCGGUGCUCUGGCCACUGGACGAGUCCUCCAGUGACGCCUCGCAGCCUCAGCUGCCGAGCAAAUCUCCUCCGGGAUCACCGCACUCCGCGUUGGAUGAGUCACUUGUCACUGAUGGUGACCUGCAGCUCCAGCUGACAGAUGAGACUCCUGAUGCCCCCGAGAUUUUGGAGUUAUCAGACAAAUCCCUCAUUGACAGCGGGGCCCAGCAGCCCGAGCUGCUGGAUGAGUUCCCUGUGCAUCCCCCACUGUCUGACGGACUCCUGGCCACGGUGGGGAUGCUGCAGUCCCAGCCAGAGGAUGAACCUCCUGAGGCUGAUCAGCUCCAGCCGUUGGAUGAUUCCUCUGCCCGCAGUCCGCAGCCACAGGCUGUGGAAGAGGCUUCCAGCUCUGUGGUGCCACAGGUCCCAGAGUUGGAGAUGGCUUCCAGUCCUGAGGUGCUGUGGUCUGUUUCUGUUGAAAAAGCCCCAGACUCCCCAGUCUCACAGAUCCUGCCCUCAGAGAAGGCUCCUGGAUCAGCAGUACCACAAUCCCUGCCUCUAGAACAGGCUUCCUUCUCUGGAGCAGUGCGGGUCCCAGACACAGAGAAGUCUCCCAGCUCUGAGUCACCCCAUCCCCUGCCUCCAGAGAAGGCUGCUGUUUCGGGUAUGCCUCAGAUCCUGCCCACAGAGAAGGGUCUCAGCUCAGGAGCCCUUCGGAUCCCGCUCACACAGAAGUCUCUCUCCUCCCCCCGGGUGCUGCAACCCCUUCCUCCAGAGAAGGCUGCAGACUCUGGGGCCCUGCGGGUUCUUCCUUUGGAAAAGCCUCUCAGCUCCGGGGUGUCUCGGCCUCUCACUCUUACAGCCCCGUGGCCUCAGGCAUCGGAUAAGUUGGCUGCUGCUGUGGCUCCUCGGCCCCAAGCCUUGGACAAGCCUCUAGCUGCGUCAGCUCCGAGGCUGUUGCUGUCGGAGAAGGCGCUGCGUCCCGUCGACCAGAACGCUCAGCUGAAGGAGAGAGGAGCCCCAGCUGUGGAGCUGAGUCCCCAGCAGAAAGAGAGGACCAUGUUAGCUGGGGAGCAAAUCUCUUGGUCUGCUGGGAAGGCAGUGACACACGUCGGACAAGUACCUUGGCCUACGGAGAAACUACAGACACAUGAGCAAAGCCACUGGUCCGCCACAAAAGCCCCUGCGGAGCAGCCUUCCCGGACAGCAGAGAAACUACCCGAGCCAACCCUUCAGCCCAGCUGGGAAGUGGCCUCAGCCGCCUCAGAGCAGACCCCGUGGACAUCAGAGAGAUUGUGUGCAUUCGAGCAGACCCCUCGGCCAGCCAGGGAAGCACCUGUGCCCCCGGAGCAGAUGCAGUGGCUUGUCGAGAACAUUCAGACAAUUGACCAGAUUGCUUGGCUGAGUGGAAAACUACAGACUCCUCGGGGGCAGGACCCUUUGCCUGAACAAAACACAGCGCUAGCCCGUAACCAGGAUUCUGUCUGUCGUGAGUUGGCUGACUCAGAGCCAAAGUGAGGUUGGUGAAUAUGGGAGGCAGGUUUCAGUCGUUUAAUGUUUAGGGAGGGGGAAUCUUUUGUUUUUUUUAUUCACUUCCCUGAGCCCAGCCCCUAACCCAUGCACAUCCCAUCCAUAUUCUCUUGUGACAUGAGCAAGGACAUUCUCUUAAAUCUGAGUCUGGCCCAGCCAAAGGGAGAGAGCAUCCGUGACCUUUUCCUCUUCCUUUUACAAAUGGUAAAGCUGAAAUAAAGAGUCCACUCUGGGUAAAAAUCUCCAAUUCCAUUGAAAUGGUCACAUUACUGAUCCAACGUGUUCAAGCUCCAGGUUUGAUUCAUAGGUGGGUUCCCAGGCACAGCCAGGGGUCUUGCUCUUGUUACUACAUUUAAAGAAAGUGGAUCAGUCAGGCUGCCCUGGCACUGGAGAUGUUUCAGGGAUCACAUGGUGAGCACUCGGGUGUGUGUCCUUGCCAGACUUCAGAAACAGGAAAGGGAUUUUAUGUCACCUGCCCCGGUCUCUGUCCCUGCAGGGCGUUGCUUUACGAGGUUUGUCCAUGUGUUCACUGGGACAUGCUGUGUGUGGCUUGCAAAAGGACAGGGAUCGUCUCCAGUGAGAUGGGAGUGGAGCUCCUGCACUCACUCAGUGCAGUUUUCCCCAGCAAUAGGCAGUAUCCAUUCAGGCUCCUUUUUUACAGAGCUGUGACUGGCCAGGCCCAAGAAGCAGGAAAUCUGGUGGAAGUCAGGGAAAAGAGAGAUUUUGGAAGAAGUCAUCUGGCAGUUUUUUCAUUCUUGUGUCUUAAUCCUUUAGCACAGGACACACGGAGUGUUUUCCUCCACUUGACAGCGUAGUGACCCAUAAAGCAGCAAUAGCAGAGCAGAGCGGGUUCUUGGAGGUGCUGAGCGCUGCCCUGCCAGGGGGACAAUGCUCCCUUUCAAAUUUCCAUCCAGUCUCUUCUAGACCUCUGCUGUCAGCGUGAGCCAGCGGACUGAGCAGUCCUUUCUCCCUUUGCCUCAGAUGUGUUCAGAACGUGUUCCCAUCACACCUGGUGUUGCCAGCAGCAAGCCAAGCCUGUCCUGCUCGCUGCACAGCACGGAGGCAAGGGUGCCCUAGCUGAAUCGGGACCCAUCUCAACACCUUCCCCUUGUGUAGCUUCUGGCUUAACUCUUCUACAACCAAAGGAGACUUGAAUUAACUGGACCAUGUUGGUGUGCAUGUGUGUGCGCGCGUGUGCGUCCAUCCAACUGAAUUGUAGUUCUCACACUGGAACACAGUGGGCUCCAGCAGCUGGCUGGCUUUCUUUUUUCCUCUUCUCCUUUUUACAGUGAAGGCAAUGUUAAGUACCUGGUGGUCAUCAGGCUGGUGUCCAUGCUAGGCCUGCUGAAAGCCAUUCACUCAAGUGUUGAGGCAGAAGUUGGCUUGGCUGUGGUUCUCAUGGGGCAGGCAGUAGAGUCCCAGGGACCUGCAGCAUCUUGUGACCACCAGCACCCUUGCAGGCAGGAGGAGGACAGACCUCCUUUGGUGGCACUGCCUGGCCUGGAGAGGGUUGGUGUCCUGCCAAGGAAACGCUGCUGCCCAGCUUUUUCCCACUCUCACAACACAUUACCUCUGUAAUUACCUGAACUCCACCGAUCUGGGGCCGCAGCCUCGGAUCUCCGUGCCACCGCCAGACCCUUGCACAGCUCCAGUGUGUGUAUCCUUCUCCUUGCAGGCAGAUCCACAGGCCCUCCCCAGGAAGGGAGAGUUCAGCCCCAUUCUGGCCUCCUUCCUCCAGCAUGGGAGCAGGUCCUUGUUCCCACCUGGCUUGCAAGUGCCUGCUGUUCCCAGAGCAGACGGUCACGAGCCUUGCAGUUUUCUAUGAAGGGAGGCAGACACCUGUACCAAGACAAAUCCUGAUCCGUUCUCCUUUCCUGUUGUGUGCACCCCAAGAUAACGUCCUGCUGUAAAGGCUGGGUGUGCUGGCCACAAGGGGACAUUACCAGUGCUAUGGUGCAUCUUUUCUUUAGUCCAAAUCAUUUCAAAUCCUUUGUAGAAUAGCUCACGACUUGGAAAAGCUUUAUGGCUUAUGGAAACUUACUUGUUUAAUGUUGUUGUUUUUUUUUUUUUUUUCCGGGAAGACUGGCAGGUCAGUUCCUGCUUGCUGCUGAAACUAGGGAAAUGCAAGCAGCUUGCAUUCCUGCGUGACUCCUCCACAAAGGGAAUCAGGACAACUCAGAUCCAUUGAGAGAGAAGAUUACCUUAAGGGCAUUCAUUAAGGUUUUAAAAAAAAAAAUUUAAAAUUAUGACGUUCAGUAUAUUAAGUAUUUAUCAUGUGUGAGAAGGAAAAUAAAUCUUGAAUUUACAUUUAUAAGCCUUCCCAUGAGCUGGACUUAGUCAUGUAGAUUGUGUAAGUAGGGUUUCCUCAGUGCCAGCGCCCAGCUAGCUCCCGCUGUAACCAGAGAGGUCUCUGCACUGCUCUGUCCACCUCCGCUUCGCAUUGUCACGUGUUAACUAGUUACUUGUUUCAUGAAAAAAUAAACUGUGAAUAUUUUUGGUGCAGGCUUUUUUAAAUCUGUAAAAUGGAGAAGUUCUCAGUGAAUUCUCACAAGAGCAGGUUUGAAAAAAAUCACUUCUAUAAAUCGCGGGCUCACGUAGCAGGGUGAGGCUCAUGGCAGCAGCCGCCUUUCAUGCCAGCAGGUGCUUACCCAAAAGCUUGUUUGGAGCGGUGAAUUAAACUGUUGCAUGGCAUUUCCCACAGCCUACUUUUUGCAGCUACUGUAUCCUGACUUGCUUGUCUUACUUUUCCACAAGGAUCCAGGUUUCUGGCUUGCUACCUUGUAGCUACUGUUGGAAAGUUGAGUUCAGCAUAGCUAGGAGGCUGCUUGGCAAAACUGGUGUUGAGGAACAUCAUUGAAGGAGGAAGCCAGGAGGCUGCUCUUCCCUCUUCAUCCUUGCUGGAGCCCUGGGUGAUGCUCUGUCACAUCAGGAGAGCCUUUCGGAGGGAGUAGUGGUGCUUUUGGGAGUCUCUGGGCUGUUUUGGGUCAUGUAAACAAGGUCUGACCAGCUGUAGAGAGCAGCCCUGCCUUUGUCCAGCCUGCCCUCAUCAGGGAGCAUGAGCUGGGGAACAGCUUCAGGCAGCAAAACCCUUGUGAAGGAAAUGUGGGCAUUUUCUGUACUCAAGGUGACUCACUGUGGUGGCAGCUGGCAGCACUGCCUUGGAGGAGGAGGAGAGGGACACAUCUUUGUUGAAGCAGUUGGGUUUGUUUGCUGCUGUUCGUUGCUGCCUUCAGGAUUCAGCCAGCUUGAAUCAUGGGAGAUUUUAAAAGUAGAGGGUACAGGCAAAGUAACCCAUACCCAGACUCUGUGGGAGAGACACUGCUGCAGCCUUGUGUUGGGCUCAGACCUGUGCAACAGCUCCAUGCCAAAGCUGUGAUGCUCUGUUGCUGUGUUGGAGGGCCCUAAUUGCACCCAAGGUGGGUGAGAGGUGACUCCUGUGUUGAUUCACUGGUGUGGAGCACUGUAGAAGAAUCAAGGGUGUAAUUAUCUCUGUCCCUUCCCUGGUGUCCCACAAUGGCUCACAAGAAUUUUCCAGACUUGUUCCUGGUAGGCUCCCAUUUCUGCAGGGGAUGCAGGCUCUGCUCCUGUAUGAACACUUUUCUGGUCAACAUUCCUGCUGCCAGGAUAACUGCUGCCCCUGCUCAGAGCAGUGGGCUGGGGUCAGCAGCCAGGACCUCCACCCCACCACAGGACCCAAUUUAGUGUUGGAUUUCCAGUGUGGGCAGGAGAGUCCCAGGUGCCCUUUGGUGACAGAGGAGCUCUGAUGAGGAGUAACAGCAUGGUCAGGACCGUGUGCCCCCUCAGGAUGAGGGUGCAGAGGAGGAGCCACCACAGGACCAGUGGGAUGUGUGGGCAGGAGGGGAACAGGCACAGGCCGCUGUUCUGCCUGGCUUGUCCCAUCUUCCCCAGUGCCCACUGUCAGCCAGGGCUCUGGUGAAUCUAGCAGGAGAGUUACCACUGGAAGGAAUAAUCACCUCACCUACUGCAUGUCUCCAGAUGCAAAUUAGAUCAUGGUAGCUUGCUUUAUUGCUGUUCUCUAGUUAAAUUUUUCCUAUUUAACAAAAAAAAAGCUCCACAGGUACCAGAGUCACUUCAAUACACAAAGCAUCUAGGUGGUACCAUGGGAGCACAAGUCAAUUCAGGGUUAAACCCCUGCAGGCAGAGGCUCUGAAGGUGUGGCUGGUGUUAAAAUUUGGGAGAUAAGAGAGAUGGUUGAAUGUAAAGGACAUUAAAGAACUAAGGUGAGACAGUGCAUUUGCUAGAAAAGCUUCAGCUUAGUUUCACAGGAAAAAAAAACAAGAAAGAGAAAGCAAAAGCAGCCCUAACCUUGAUGCUCUUGGCAGUGUGUUAGCCCUGAGUAUGCUGUGGGUAUGCCCUGUCUGGACACCACAGCCAGUGUUGUUUACAGGGCAGGGGGAGUUUGAGAAACCUCACACCUUCAACACCUUCUGUUUAUUUUUAAUUUCAGCCUUAACUUCUGAUUUUGCUUGAUGUUUGGAAUAACCAUAAUUGUAACCUGCUUGUAAUGUGCUUUGCCCUAAAUUACUGAUGAUGUUUUCGACCUUUGCUAGCCAGUGAGUGUUAAAGCAAAGUGGCAAAUCGUGCAGCUGCUCUGAAAGUGUGGGGAGAUGCUGUGUUUGAUCUCCCAGGCUUUGCCCACGCUAAUUACCCACCCUCCUGUGAUAGUGGUAACGCUGGUGGCAGUAUUUGCAGGGGAGGCUGCUCCUCUUGCAGCAGCACAGCUGGGCUGAUGGGUGCUUGGGGCUCCCAGGGCCUGGGACAUAGGACACUGGAGCUUGGGAACUGCUCUGCCACUUGCUUGGCUUCAGCAGGAGUCUCGCCUAUGGGGUAGCAGUGUCCUUGCUUAGCAGGAGAUGAGAGAAUGCAAGAUUCCUGCUCCAGGUCCUACAAAAAUGAUGUAAGCAAAGUUAGGUGCCAGGGGGACAGGACAGAUUGUGUGAGCUCGGGCUGGAGGAGCAGCAGUGAUGGACAGUCCCUACAGCACUGAAUCUACCUCCUAGGGAAAUCUGAGAAAUGGGUGUUGCUAUGGCCUAUUUCAAGGUAAAGUUUUAAUCAAGUUUGCCCUCGGCAAAGCCCUUGGGCUAUUGUGGUGCUAUUGUAAACCGUUGGCAGCUUAGCACAGUAGGGCUGGACUCACACGGCUCCUGGCCCGAGGGCUGGGGCUUCUUGGCCAGCUGAUCCCAUCCCCCUGGAGCUGGGGCCGGGCUUCAGCACGUGUGACUGAACCAGGACAAAGAGUGAUUCGGUUCCUUCAGUUUGUGGUGGUUUUGAGACUCAAACCAGUGUGCCACUGAGCCCCGUGGGGAGCCCGUGGAGCCAAGUGAAGCAAGCAGGCACCCGCUACUGCAUGUUCUUCGUGUCCGUUUGGUACUGAGCUGGUUUCAGUUUUUGUUUCUUUUUCUGAUGUUUCCGAGUUGUUGACUUCAAAGAACUGGGUUUUGUGUAUUUUUUUAGACACUGGGAACUUGUUAAAAGGAAAAGCAGCAAGCACUGGGAGGCUCAAGGUGGAGUGUGGCUGGAGCUGAGGGUGGCCCCGGGCCGGCAUGGGUGGGAGGUGAGAUGUGUUGGGAGCAGGCAGGAGUGGCUUUCCCUGCGAGGGGCCAUGGAAACCUUUCAGCAGUGGCACUCCCAGCCCUGCAUAUCCGUGGUGCCAAGCUCACUGCCCCACCAGCCUGCUCACCCUCGAGACACUGACUGUUGGGCACCGUGCCUCGCUUUUAAUGUCCCCUGCCACCCUCCCAGCACUGUGUGCUCUUAGCUGGGUCCUGGCUGCCAGCUAGCUGAGGGCCCUGGGGAGGGUGGCUGCUCACUGCCCAGGGACAUGGGGGGACACUCAUGGCAGCAGCGUAAGUUGUGCUGGAGCUGUGAGUGAGAGGUUUGCUUGUGGGAGGAACCUUGGUGUGAGCAGCCCCAUGCUGCCUUCCUUCUCCUCUGAAGUCUGCUGCCUACAGGGUGGCAGUGAAUGGGGGUCCCCCACAGGGUCCUGUUCUGCAGGCUCAGGUAGAGGGAAACACAUCAGGAGUCAAGGAUCCCAGCCAAGGCAGAGGCCAGGGGGGACAAGGGGGUGCUCAGCCCUGGCCAGGAGUUGUCUGUCAGUUGUAAGAAGGAAUGCCAGAGCAGGUGAGAGAAAACUACAUAUUUCCAGCAUGUAUAUUAUUUUUAGAAGAGGGAGAGGGGAGAGUCUUGGACCAUUGAUUACUUUCAUUUUGCUCCCCUUAGACUGUUGGCUGUGUAUGUGAAACUUAUAAUGAAAAGAGGGUUGCCCUGCCCAGGUGCUCCCAGAACAUGUACUGUAAUUCUUUGUAUAUAGAAGAAAAAUUACUGUAAAGUAAAGUUUAACUUUACUCUCGA